AUCUUGGUUUCUUACUCUCUUUUUGUUCGUUUUUUCUGUAUGUAUAUGUACGGUGGUGUCUAUCUGGAUUGAGUUGAAUUGAAUUGAAUAUCAGGGGCUACGAAGAUAACGAAAUCACGAUGGAACUCAAAAUGACUCACCUCGCUACUCUCCUAUUAUUCCUCUCUCCUCUUCUUUCCACAACCGCUGCUCUCGACUGCUUCUCGCAUAAUGGCGUCAACGCAAACUCCUCCCAAUUCUACGACUCCGCCCGCGACGGAUCCCUAAUCGCCUGCGGCACAGGCGCCACAACCUGCUGUCUGGAGAGCGAGUACUGCGACGUCGAUCUACUUUGCCAUUCGCGUAGUAAUGGCGGGUAUUCGAGGCAGUAUUGUUCGGAUCCGGAUUGGCCGGAGGAUGCUUGUUCGCAGCUUUGUCCGAGCUACGGCGCAGCCGGAAUCUCAUUGACAGCAUGCGACUCCGCCGGGACGAAAUUCUGCUGCGGCCCCAACGCAGACGACUGCUGCAAAGCCGGGAACUACACACAAAUCGACAAGAGUAACGGCCAAAUCGUGGCUAUUGGAACUAGUACGAUCCCUACGAGUAGUACCUCAGCUACACCUUCUUCGUCCGCGAAUGCGACUACGAGUAGCAGCGCGUCUGCGACGACGACUGCUGCUGAUGCGAAUGCGGACGCGGAUAGCGGGGAUGGUCUGACUGAGGAGUCGAAACUUGGUAUUGGGUUGGGUGUUGGACUGGGUGUUCCGUUUUUUAUCGCUGCUGGUGUGGCGCUGUUUCUUUGGAGGAGGUCGCUUGCGAAGGGUGCUGGUGGUGGUGGUGGUGGUGGUGGCGCGGAGAAGAAUUCCGGUGUUGGGGGUGCUGGUGCGGAUCCUAAUGCCGGUGCGCCGUAUGAAGUUGCUGGUUCUGCUGCGCCGCCGUAUGGAUAUGGGUAUGCGGAGCAGGGACAGUGGCAAGCACGGACACAGGCACCGGGGCAGGAACAAGGGCAUGAUGUUACUGGGAACCGGAGUAAAAAUGUGCAUCAGCUUGAGGCUAAUGAGGCCCGCGCGGAGUUGGAUGCUGCGAGGGUUCAUGAGAUGGAGUAGUUGCCUUUGCUCGGGGUAGAAUACACUGAGCUAAUCGCAUAAUAAGCUAGAGCAAUCAUCUAAGCAUCACUCAUAAUGUUAUCACUUCUGUAGAUAGGGCUACCGGCGGAUACUGAACAUUUUUAUCGGGAUUGAGGUUGAAUGGAAGAAUCCUGUUUGCUGGUCUUCUGGUGGUGAUUCGAAGGGUAUCCGUUCGACUUUGAAGUUGUUCGUUUC
Molecule: messenger RNA, 1301 nt
Organism: Aspergillus glaucus CBS 516.65
Lineage: Eukaryota; Fungi; Ascomycota; Eurotiomycetes; Eurotiales; Aspergillaceae
Exons: 3
Coding region: 120-1085 (321 amino acids)
Source: RefSeq, a predicted model, not a curated record